Stylophora pistillata is the source of this 5345-nucleotide messenger RNA. Its product is annotated as cartilage intermediate layer protein 1. Lineage: Eukaryota; Metazoa; Cnidaria; Anthozoa; Scleractinia; Pocilloporidae. The record is from RefSeq and is a predicted model, not a curated record.
UGUUUUAUAAUAUUCUUUAAUGAUUGUAAACUCAGCAAAAUAGACAGCAUGCAUAUUUUCCUAAGCUAGGGGAAUUUUUGUGGAAGACUAGCAUGAUUGUUUGAAAUGUCGUUGAGAAAGAAUGGACUAAUUUGGCGGGUCUUGGCUCGCAUGGUAAAUUAAAGGCUCUCGGCCAGCUGGAAAUACUAAGAUGGCCGACUUCUAAUGACACUUAAGAGCAAGUAGAAGUUAGGAAACUUUUCUUGAGGAAAUAUCAUUGUCAAAAAAAAAACCUUUGUAGAUCUACUCAAAUGACCAGUAUGGAUCCCAUUUCACUAACUGGUGUAAAAAUUACUUUAGAGAUUAGGUAUUUUAGAGAUAACGAUUUUAUCUUCAGCUUCAUCACGCCACUAAACUUUAAUAGUUAAUUCCUAUUUCAAACUCAGUCUAUGAACUCGCACAUCGUUACUGCUAUUAAAUUCAUAUUUCACAUCGCUUAUUUCGUCCCAACAGUUUUUGAAAAGAAAUUAAAAGUUUUGAAAGGUACUGGUUUGGAGGUUAAACUCCCCACUAGAGGUAACGCUUGAUGCCUCAAUUAAUUUUUUUUAUUCAGCUCGAUAGAGUUGUUUGAAUGUGCUCUUUUUGAUGUGAAGUGAUGGAGAAAGCUUUUCAUUUGUUAUUUAAACCAAUCAGGUCAACUUCCUCCCAAACCUUUCACACCGCUUCAGCGAUUACUGAAAAAAAUAAACAAGUUUACAACAGAAUUAUCGCUUGGGAAAGAACACGACUUCAGGAAGCAUACAUAAAAAUCGUUGGUUUUUAGUAUGUUUUAAUCACAUAUUUGAUGAAAAACAAUCAUAAAAGGUGUUGUGAAGGGAUCGGGAACGAGCUUCUUGUACCAUGUAGAAUUGAAGUCUAAAAUCUGUCGUCAUGGAUACCAAUUAAUUGAUUUAGGAAAUCGCAGAUGUGUCUUCUAACUGAUGAUUUACCAAGUGGAAAGUUGCUCAAACAUAGAAUUAAACACAACAGUCGCUUUUCAAAAGUCGGGGGGAAUCUUUUAACAUCACUAGAUGCACUCAAAAAGAUUGAGUCAUGGUUGUUGCGCUAAUAUGCUCAAUUACAGACUAAUUAUAUGCAAGACUUUCUAUAUAUACGUAUCUGUUACAAUCACCUCUGAGCCAGUUGUAAUCAAACUACCGAAGGAAGUUAACAAUUCCGAUCACACUUUAAGCGUUCAGAAACUUUUAUUUUUCCUAAAGGUAGAGUAGUACCUAGGUUCUCUUGAGUGUUUUGAUGCCAAAAGAAGUACAAGUUGGUCAUGCAAUCCGGAAGCGAAAGACAUCCGAGUUCGAAUAAAUACAAUGUGGCGGUGUUACCGUCCUCCAGUCCAAAUCGGCGCGUGCUUGUAGCAAUUCUGGUUGCUAUUACUCUGGUAGUGGUGGGAGUCCUUCUUGGUACGUUGAUUCCCACUUACAUGAAAGGCAAAGGGAACAAUAAAAGCUCCAGUGAAAAGGAAAUAGAGCAGCAACGUGGUGAAGAUUUUAAUAUAAAUCUUACAACAAGAUCAGAAGUUACUCUUCAUUCAAAAACUCGAUCGUCGGUUCCUCCAGAUUUCUACAGCAGCCCAAGCCAGUCGACACCAGAAAUCAGUGCUACUUCAAGACCAAGAGGCUCAACUUCAACCGCCGAUACCAGUCUAAGAAUGACGUCAAGUCUCAUGAUUAGCCAUUCAUCUUCUUCAGAAAUUGUCUCUUCUUCAUUGUUGAGACAAUCGGAGCCGAGACCAUCAGCUUACAUUAAGGAAACAACGGUUGACUCACGACAAGUUAAGGCUUCUUCAUCCUUACAAAUGGUGCGGUUAACAACAACCACAAAUGUGAUAAACUCCACCAUGAUCUCCUCCAAGAGUGAUAUCAGCUCAGAUGGCAGUGCAGCUGCUGAUCCUUCAGUUAUUUCCAAUCUUUUGCUUAACACAGCGACAACCGAGACAACAGUUUUACUGCAAACCACUUCAAGUGUUGUUCAACAUACCCCAGUAUCGCCUCUACCAGAACUGACCUCGUUUGCAACAGUUACACUUUCUUCAAAAAGUGAUAUCAGUACUUCCUCAACAAGCAGCGUGGUUGCUGACUUGUCAGUCAUUGCAAACCUUCUGCCAAACACAGAAUCCAAAUGGUCUCGUUGGAGUCCUUGGAGUGACUGCACCCAAACAUGUGGCAGCGGUACACGACAUCGAAACAGAACAUGCGUGGCCAUCAAUGAUAAAGCAGUCUUUGCUCCAAUUUCGUGUGCUGGUAAAUCUAACCAGAUGAAAUCAUGCGCAGAAUGGAAAUGUCCAGAUUGCACAAACAAAUGUCAGCGGAUACUUUGUGACUCUGGGAGUUUGCGCAAUCCAACAAGAGCUGCUGGUUACCAAAGCAGGGUUUGUACCCGUGAUAUUAACGGCAAAUGUUACGACGCCAACAACUGCUAAUAUUACGGCCAAAAUGGAAAUUGCAGUCGCACCAUUUGUAACAGUUCAUCCAGAAAGCAAGGUACGCAUGCCUGGUCAGAGUGUUACAUUUUGCUGUGAAGGAGAGGGAAAUCCUCAACCAGAAAUUGAAUGGUUUAAGGAAAACAACGUCAUCGACAAGAGCUUCUAUAAUCACAAUAAUACUCUUGAAAUAAACGACGUCCAGGGUUUAAAUGGGAGUUACCGUUGUCGAGCGAUUAAUCAAUUUGGAUCAGAGUUUUCGAACGAAGCUGAUUUAAAGGUUUUAGAAAAUUCUGAGGAUUCUUGCUCUUCGAUGCCAAGUUCCAAUAAUGUGACUCUACCACCUGGUUGUUUUGUUAAUGGUACAAACUCCACCACAGUGGAUGUCGGCGAGUGCGAACCUAUUGCAUGCGUAAUGAGAGGUGUUAACUACAGUUCUUCUUGCUCCGAUCCUCCCCUUUGUUGUGGUCCGCUGUUCACAGAAAGUGUCUUAGUAAAAUGCGGUUUCGCGAUAUCCUUCGGCCUAUCAGUGAUAAAGGGCUGCGGAUGUGGAAAAUGUUUCGAGAAAGAGACUUUCAUCAGCGGUGUUGUUAUCGGUCCAGAUGGCAGUCCAGCGACUUUUGUGGAUCUGGUUUUUAAAGGAAAAUCUGUGGGUAGUACUGAUACCGAUGGAAAAUUCUCAUUUCCUGUGCCAAAAACUACGAGAAGAGCAGUUGUGACAUUCAAAGACCAGAUGAACAACAAAUUUGUAGAAGAAGACAAACUUUUUGUUGUGGAAGAGGGCCAAACAGCCGUUUACACAGUGAAACUUAGAGAGAAACCAGCACCUGUUAUAUUCAAUGCCUCCGAACCACUUGAUGUACCAUUGGGGAGCGAUUCCUCUGAUAGCUUUGCUGAUCUUGAGCUACCUGAAAACGCCCUUUUAACUGAGGAUGGAUCUAUUUUCAGUGGAAAUGCCAAGGCCACCGUCAGCGUCACUGAUCCUCGCAACCAAUCGGAUAUUGAGUCUGCUCCCGGAGAUUUUAGUUCAAUGAAUGAGGAUGGCGAGGAGGAACUACUUCAAACGUUUGGCAUGAUAAAGGUUAAUCUGGAAGAUGACAAUGGAAAGCAGCUUACUAUGUCUAAACCUAUGAAGGUGUACCUGGAUCCAGAAAAACUCAAUUUGACUGUGUCUGGUGGCAUCAGACUUUACUGGUUGGAUAAAAAGACAGGACGUUGGAGGGAGGCCGGUAAAUUUUUGCUCGAGGAUGGAAAAAACCGAAGAAGAAAGCGUUCUGGUCGGACAUUUCUAGCUGUAAACGUGACGCCUUCCUUGGCAAAACACGAUUUAAACUUUGAUACCCCAUCGGAACGAGUAGCUUUGAGAGUAACCAUAACAAAAGAUACAACAAAUGAUAAUUAUGCAAGUGACAAAGUCCUAGUAAGAGUAAUUUGCCUAAACCCAAACGGAUACAUGGAGAAAGUGACGGUCAACCGUUUGGCCUGCGUUGUGAUUUUGAGAAAUGCUGAUUGCUAUGUCCAGGCUUUAAAUUUGAGGGAAAAUAUUUUUUAUGAACCCUACCCAAACUCAAUUGAAACAAAGGAUAUAUUUAAGAAUGUAGGAGGGAGCAUAGUUUCAAGUAAAGGCAAGGGGACUACGAUCAAAUCGUUUCGAUUUAACAGCAUACUGAAUGGUAGUGACGGACCAACAUACUCCGUAAAUUCAGCUGGUGAGGAAAAGUGCACAGUCUCUCUGAACAGCGCGCUAGCGCCACAAACAAAAACAGCUCAGUUUGUUUUUAAAAUUCCGGAAUCUAUUUCUAGUUAUAAUCUGCUUCGAAGGGUAAACAAUUGGCCUGAAGAGAGCGAUAAGAGUAAGUGUUUUGUUAGAGUCGUACACGAAGGAAAAAAAGCGAUAUUCAUGGCAUCUGGUUACAAAGGAAAAAAUUUUGGUGAUGGAGAAUUGUACGGCUAUCAUGUUAAAAGUUCAGAACCUGAAACUCCGGGCAGUUCAAAGCAAGUUGUAUGCCUUCAGUUUCGAUGUCCUCCAGAGAAUACACGUAAUAAAGCUGUUUUUCUUUUAGUGACGCCAUUAAGCACGACGAAGAAUAUUGACAUCAAAUUUAAUGAAAUGAACAGUAGAUUAAAGGUUGUAGACAUCUUUCCGGAGUGUUCAGGUAUUACACACCCUAACAAUGCUCUCGGGAAGAGGUUUUGUGCUCCUUACUGGUUAAAAGCCUUGUUUACGUUUAAAGAUUCAACCAGAUGCUUUCAAGAGCGGAACUCAACUCACCUAACAUUUCAAUAAGGUAUGUAAAAGUGGUUAAUACGAUUUAUGUGGUCAAACUUCCGUAAGAUAGGGCACACGGAAGUUAUACCAUGCUAACAACUAGAUGCAUAAAUGACAGCCCUCUAGUCCCUUAACUCCGUAAGUUCCACUUUUAAGAUCGGCGAAAAUGUAUCCAUGAUCGUAUUUAGAUCGAUCAGGCUCUCUUCACAUAUCGCACAUUCUUUACACAUUGAUCAGUUGAUCCAACAGUUUUUGACAACUUUCUUACAAAUAUGCCAGAUCAUUUUCCUCCAUGAAGCUACUUCGCCAGCAUCAAUCAAUUUCGGCUCCUGGUAUUCAUUCGUCCGCGACUGAGAAAAGUUUGUUUAGUAAAUGCCUCAUAAUGGCAGCUAAAACAUAAAUAUGAAGAAUUGUAUUCUUAACCCCCAACAAUCAGCAGUAACCAGCUCAAAAAUUUUAACCUCAUUCCCACGAGUAACCUAUUGAAUAAAUUGAGUGUAGUUAUAAUCAGCUCUGUGACACCCUUUUUGAUAACAGGAGGAACAAACCGGUUGUUUAAAAUAUUUUGAUCGUAAAUUAUCUUUAUUUCCUUCAAUUUUUUUUUUUUUGCUACACUUGUUUUUG